AUGGCCGACGUUAAGCUGAAUUUUGAUUUACUUGGUAAGCCUGAGGGUCUUGCUGAUUUGGAUAAAUAUCUUUCAUACCACUCCUUCGUUGGUGGAGUCAAGAACGCAACGACUGACGAUGUUGCCGUUUUCAAUAAAUUAGCUGACACCCCUUCUCAAAGUGCCUACCCGAAUGUUUACCGCUGGUAUUUACACGUUAAAACAUGGCACAAGAAUCCUCCCAGUGGCCUUCCAAAGGGUCAUUUUAAGGUCGAUGAAGCUAAGAAGGCUGACGAUGACUUAGAUCUAUUUGGUGAUGCUGCUGACGACGAGGAUGAUGGAGAUUCCUUGAAGAAGAAGAUGGAGGCCAUGAAGGCUGCCAAGACGAAGAAGAAGCCCGUGAACAAGUCUUCUCUCGUCCUCCACAUCGAGCCUGCCAGCGUCGACGUUGACUUGGAUGAGGUGCUGAGGCUCGUCAAGGGCCUCAAGGUCGAGGGUCUGACUUGGGGCGAGGCCUCCACCAGGAUCCCUCUCGCCUUCGGCAUUGAGAAGCUGCAGGUCAUGUGCACCAUUGUCGACGACCUCGUCAACACCAACGAGGUUGUGGAGAUGAUUGAGAGCCUCGGUCUUACUGAGGACCAGAAGAAGCUUAAGGAGGAGCGUGACGACGAGGACGACUACGACAGUGACGAUGAGGUUCUUGGUCUAGUCCAAUCUGCGACCAUUGUUUCCUUCAACAAGCUCUAA
Theileria orientalis strain Shintoku is the source of this 726-nucleotide messenger RNA. RefSeq names its product translation elongation factor E1-F beta. The record is from RefSeq and is a predicted model, not a curated record. Gene Ontology annotation, molecular function: guanyl-nucleotide exchange factor activity; translation elongation factor activity. The coding region runs from base 1 to 726 and encodes 241 amino acids. Gene Ontology annotation, biological process: translational elongation. The transcript is spliced from 2 exons. Gene Ontology annotation, cellular component: cytosol. Lineage: Eukaryota; Apicomplexa; Aconoidasida; Piroplasmida; Theileriidae.